Molecule: messenger RNA, 2933 nt
Organism: Carcharodon carcharias (great white shark)
Lineage: Eukaryota; Metazoa; Chordata; Chondrichthyes; Lamniformes; Lamnidae
Gene: senp8
Product: SUMO peptidase family member, NEDD8 specific
Exons: 2
Coding region: 176-811 (211 amino acids)
Biological process (GO): proteolysis
Molecular function (GO): cysteine-type peptidase activity; deNEDDylase activity
Source: RefSeq, a predicted model, not a curated record
GUCAGGUAAAAUCGAUAGGCGCAAGUUUAGUGUCUGACUUUGCCAAUUCUUUAUCUGGACAAUAAGGUUCCUUGAUGGAUGGAGAACUCGGGUACGCUAGAGUCUCUUCAGCAGUUGGAUUGACGGUUCAGCUGUCAAUCUCAAUCGCCGGUAGGAGCGGAGCUACCGGAACAGCAUGGAUCCAGUGAUACUGAGCUACCACGACAGUUUAAUACGACGCUCAGAUCUCUCACUCCUCAACCCACCCAACUGGCUCAAUGACCACAUCAUAGCAUUUGCCUUUGAAUACUUUGCCACUGAGCAGUACAAGGAGCUGUUGGGCAGCGCCUGCUUCAUCAGCCCUGAAGUCACUCAGUUUAUUAAGUGCAUGGCCAGCCAGCAGGAGCUGGCUAUCUUCCUGGAGCCACUAGCACUGGCUGAGAAAAGCUUGGUCUUCCUUGCAGUCAAUGACAACUCUGUGCAGGCAGCUGGCGGGUCUCACUGGAGCUUGCUGUUCUACAACAGAGAUGGGAACUGCUUCAGCCACUAUGAUUCCUGCAGCAAUAUGAAUGCAAGCCAUGCCCGACAGAUAGCGAAGAAGCUGCAACACUUCCUGGGAACCAAAUCUGAAGUGCCUUUCGUCGAGGAGCCAGCGCCGGUCCAGAAGAACAGCUACGAUUGUGGGAUGUAUGUGAUGUGCAAUACAGAGGCUCUUUGCGAGCAGUACCUCAGGAGGGACCGCAGGCCACCAAUGAUGGUCGUCACCCCAACCUACAUCACCCAGAAGAGAGCCAACUGGAAAAAAUUGAUCGAACAGUUGUCAAAGAAAUGAUUACUCCUUUGAGUCUUUCUUGAGUAAAUCUGUACCUUCAUUUCUGGGUGAGUUAGCUGGCUGUGUUGAGAUAGACCUUUAUUUUUUUUAAAAAGGAAUCACCUUUGCACAGUUGGCUACUUUCCCAGGCUGGGGGAUAAGGGCUGAGUGUGCUUUGCAUGUUGUGAGACAUGUCACCUGUAAGGAUGCUAGGGAAUCUUGUUCUCCCUUGCCUCCCAUUUUCCCCAGGGCUUUUUUGUUAAUACAGCAUGGAAAUAUGUUGAUGGAAAUACUUACUAUGAUGCACUGACCUUCUAGAACAUGCUGGAAGCAUGAUGCCUUACACAAAACCAUUUGGUCCAAGUCUUCUAUGCUGUUUGGUGCAUUGUGGGAGGAGGAGGUUGGAACUAACAGCAGUAUAUUCGCUACAGUACAUUUUAAACGAGUAUCCCGCUAUUUGACAACGCUAUGGUGCUGUGCAUCUCUUACAUUCACCUGUGACUGAAUUAUACUCAAAUGAAAUUAAUCUGACUUGUUCUGUUCUUGCUGUUUCCUUAUGUUUUAUUUGAAUCUGAAAACUUUGUAUGACUGAACACCAGAAUAGAAACUGAGUUAACAAAAGCCUUGUAUUGCAAUAAUCAUUUUAUUCUUGAAAUAAUCUCCCUACUUAGUCAUCUCCUGCUUUUACUCAUUCCUUCCCAGGGCUUAAAACCUAUGGAACUUUUCAUUUCCCUCAGUCUUCCAAACCUCUCUCAGUCCACAGGCUUUUAAAACCCUAAACCUGGUGUCAUUUGGUUAUUUCCUGGUUUACCAAAUUUUCUCACUACUUUUCUCAGUGUUGGUGGUGUCCUGCCCCAUGGGGCUUGGCCCUUCCCUUUCCCCUCUCACUGAGUUUCUCAGUAAAAUUCUUUCCAUUUUUUGCUCAUGUGAAAUUUGGGCCAACAUUGUGAUUCAUUAAGCAGCGUCUGCAACACCUGAUACACUUUCUUAGAUUGCCUCACUUCCUCCUUGGAAUCUUUGAAACUGUGUUAUCCACUUGAUUUUCCUGAACAGGCUUUUUUCCUCUCUUCUGAAGUUGUCUCUUCUUGAUUAUGAUAUUAAGCAGCAGCAGGCAUUCAUAACCUUAUCUGGAUGUCCACUAUUCUUGAUUAAGCCCAGACUAUAAAUGUUAAUCCUAAAGGCAUCACUGCUGAGUCCAAUCCAGGUCUCUCACCCACUUUCCUGAAGGCAUUGAUGCAUAAUGAGCCAGGAGUAAGAACUCUUGCUGAUUAUAUCCUUUCUAUAACUUGGAGACACUAAGGUUGAUUAUAUUGCCUCUUCUGCCAUUCUAGCUUAGUUCAGGUAGCUCAGUAAUGAGUGGAAAUUAGCUGAGUAUGGUAAUUACGGCCUGGAUUUUCAUCCUCGAAGCGGGGAGAGGGGGUCAGGAAUAGUCCUGACUUUGCCUGCCUGCCUCGGGAGCAAAUGCCCACUAAGGCAGGAUCUUCAUUGCUGGGGGCUGGGUGAGAGCUGGAGUUGGGCCAGCCAGCCCCAGAAGAAGUGCAGAAGCAACCACAGGGGCUGCCGGUUGCCAAGGUGGCUGCCUCAGUGCCUUGGGACUUUGUCCCAGUGACAAGAAAACACAAAGGCCCUCCAGCCCUCAUCUCUCACACCUCUUCACCCUCCAAACACUCCCCAUGCACCUCAUGCCCCACAACCAUACCCUUAAGCCCCUCAUGCCCUCUAUGCCAGGUUCUGCCAAUUCCCCCCCCAACCUUAUAGGAGUGGUGAACCCUAAUGUGCAUGAGAGAACCUUUUAAAAGGUAACUUCAAAAGGUCCACCUCAUACCUCCUAUGCCAAGUUACAUCCCCCAUCCACCUCCUCAGGCCCCCCCGUGCCUGAUUCUGACCCCAUUCACGCCCUCAGACCCCUUAUGCCAAGCUCUGGCACUUCCAUACCCAUUGACCGACUGAACACUUUCUUAAACCAAUGAACAUCACUGUAAAGGGGGAUUUGUAAAAGAGACUUUAAAAAAAAUGUACUCCGUUGAUAAGUUUCUUCUUUUGAAACAAGUUCUGGAGUGAAAGCUAAUAAAAAGUGUCAAUGAUCUCGGCCCUUUGGAGCUUCAAAAACCACAAAGGAGGGCAGAGUCUGGCACAAGGGGCA